Molecule: messenger RNA, 3873 nt
Organism: Cutaneotrichosporon oleaginosum
Lineage: Eukaryota; Fungi; Basidiomycota; Tremellomycetes; Trichosporonales; Trichosporonaceae
Source: RefSeq, a predicted model, not a curated record
AAUUCAUCCAUCUCAUCCAUCUCAUCCGCUCCAUCCAUCAGAUACAGGGCAAUCCAGACGGGUAACUCGCUUUGGCCGACAGCCAUCAACAUCCUUUUGCUGCCAGACGAUACCCGCGGCCAUGCACAUCAAAACAAUUACCAUUCAAGGCUUUAAGUCAUAUCGUGACCAAGUCGCCAUCGACCCUUUCUCACCCCGGCACAAUGUGGUGGUAGGGCGCAACGGAAGCGGAAAGUCCAACUUCUUUGCUGCUAUCCGUUUCGUGCUCUCUGACGCGUACACCACGCUCUCGCGUGACGAGCGCCAGCGUCUUUUACACGAGGGAACAAGCACAACGACUACUUUAUCGGCCUAUGUCGAGAUUGUUUUCGACAAUGCCGACGGCCGCUUCCCCACAGGCCAGCCCGAGCUUCAUCUUCGCCGUACUAUCGGUCUGAAAAAAGACGAGUACUCCCUCGAUCGCAAAAGUGUUACCAAGGCGGAAGUCAUGAAUCUUCUGGAGAGCGCCGGUUUCUCAAGGAGUAACCCGUACUAUAUUGUGCCACAGGGACGAAUCACUCAUCUUACCAACAUUUCGGAGAAAGACCGUCUAAACCUCCUCAAAGAGGUUGCAGGAACAAAGGUGUACGAGCAGAAGCGCGCCGAGUCGACGCGCAUCAUGGAGGACACGGACAGCAAGCGCGACAAGAUCAACGACCUCCUGGCCAACAUCGAAACGCGCCUGGCUGAGCUUGAGACGGAGAAGAAUGAGCUCAAAGAGUUCCAGAGCCUUGACCGCGACCGCCGUUGCCUCGAGUAUUCGCUACAGCAGCGCGAGCUGGACGAUAUCACGGCUGCGCUCGACCAGCUGGAGGAGGACCGCUCAAAUGGUCACCACGAGAUCAACGAGCAAGAGAAGGCUCUCUACGAGCUGGAGGCUCGUAUCAAGAAAAUGGAGGAUGAGCUCACCCGAAGCAAGCACUCGCACUCGACUUUGAGCAUCGCGCUCCAGCAGUACGAAUUUGAGAUGGAGGACCUCGUCCGCACGAAAACCGAAGUCGAGUGCAUCGUCGCCGACUUUGCGCAGGCGAGCGAGAGUAACGAGACCCGGCGACUAGAGACCAUCGAACAGCUCGAGUCGCUAGAGAGACGAGUAAAGCGUACCACCGAUAGGCUUGCCGAGCUGAACGCCGCUCUGGAGGAGCGCAUCGCGGAGGAGCGAGCUGCUAAGGAUUUGCUGGACACCACUCAGUCACGUCUGCAAGUGUUGUAUGCCAAACAGGGCCGGACGCGCCAGUUCCGCUCUAAGGCUGAGCGUGACGCAUAUUUGACCAACGAGAUCAAGAGCCUCGACUCGUACGAGAAGCAGCAACAAAAGAUCAUUUCCGAUCGUGAGCGGGACGUACAGGGGGCCAAGGAGCAUCUCGAGGAUGUUUCUGCGCGUUCUGCCGAGCAGCAGGAUUACGAGGAGGGGCAGCGUGAGACUCUGAAGAGGAUGAGCGAGCAGCAGAGCAAGCUUAAGAUUGACCUCGACGGCAUGAAGGAGAAGCGCAAGGAGCUGUGGCGUGAGGAUGGCAAGCUUUCACAGUCCGCCACAAAUGCCAAGAACGAGCUGGACAAUGCGCAGCGACUGCUACAGGGCAUGAUGGACAAGGACACGAGCAAUGGCCUGCGUUCUGUUCGCAGCGUCGCUAGGCGACUUGGCCUUGAGGGUGUCUAUGGCCCGCUGUACGAGCUCUUCGAGGUCUCAGAUAAGUAUAAGACGGCUGUGGAAACGGUGGCAGGAACAAGCCUCUUCCAUGUUGUUGUCGACAACGAUGACACUGCAUCGCGCCUGAUUGACGCGAUGAACAAGGAAAGAAGUGGUCGCGUUACCUUCAUGCCCCUCAACCGCCUCAAAAGCGUCAACGUCCAGUACCCGAAAGCGAACGACGCUGUGCCGUUGAUUUCCAAAUUGACAUACGACCGCGCUUAUCAGAUGGCCUUUGAGCAGGUCUUUGGACGCACAGUCGUCUGCUCUGACCUGGCCACUGCAGCCCAGUAUACCCGUAGCCAUGGUCUCAACGGAGUAACUGACUCUGGUGACAGGGUGGAUCGCAAAGGUGCCCUGACCGGAGGUUAUCACGACAACCGGCGCUCGCGUCUUGAUAUCGUCAAGCAGGUAAAGCGCUGGAGCGAGGAAUAUGAACGCGAUGCAACGCGCCACACCGAAGUCAAGGACGGUCUCGCCAAACUGGAGCAGCAGAUCUCUCAGGCGAUGGGUGAGAUACAGCGAAUCGAUGCCAAGCGCAAGGCGAUGGUUGAAGACCGCGGACACCAGGCGCGCCAAGUCAAUUGGAUGUUGCGGGAAGUUGAACAGGCGCGGCAGCGCCUCGCCCGCCUAGAGGGAUCUCUGGCGGACGAUGAGGCAAACCUCAAGGCCGCCUCGGCCAAAAAGGCUGCUUUGGAGGAGGAACUUAAGACCCCGCUCCAGCAGCAGUUGUCGCCUGCCGAGGUACAGGAACUGGAGACAUUAUCCAAGGCCGCCGAACAGCAAAAGCAGGCUCUGUUGGAGGCUUCCCAGAAACGGCAGCAGAUGGCCUCUGAGCGCAGCGAGCUGGAAAUUGAGCUUACAGAGAAUCUCCGUCGCCGUCGCAAUCAGCUGCGCGCAAAGCUCGACGAUCUUGACGGCGCAUCUGGCUCUGGUGUCAUCAAUGCGGGCGAGGUGGAACAGCGCAAGGCGGAGCUCGGCAGCGUUUCACGGUCAAUCGAAACGUUGUCAGCGCAAAUUCAAAGCACAGAGGAGGAGCUCGAGGCCCUUGCGACAACCAUUUCUGAGCAGCAGGCUAAACUCGAGGAGCUUCACAACGAGGCCAACGACGUCACACGCGCCAUGCUUCGCAUCCAGAAAAGUCAAGAGCGGUACCUCAGCAAGAAGCAGACCCUUGACAACCGUAAGGAGGAAUGCGAGGUAGCCAUUCGUGAUCUGGGCGUCCUCCCGGACGAGGCGUUCACCAAAUACACGGGUGACAAGUACAUGUCGGCCAGCGGCAUGGAGAAGUUGGUCAAGCUGUUGCACAAGGUCAACGACGGACUCAAGAAGUUUGCGCAUGUUAACAAAAAGGCGUUUGAGCAGUACAGCAACUUCACCAAGCAGCGCGACGAGCUUAUUGCGCGUCGCGAGGAGCUCGACCAGUCGGCCGACUCCAUCCAAGACCUCAUCGACACCCUUGAUCAACGCAAGGACGAGGCGAUCGAGCGCACGUUCAAGCAAGUGUCCAAGUACUUUGAGGAGGUCUUCGAGCUGCUGGUGCCGGCUGGCCGGGGACGGCUCAUCAUGCAGAAGCGGACCGACACCUACGUGGACGAGGAGAGUGAGCGGCAGGCGGAGAAGAACGGCAAAAGCGAGAUUGACAGCUACACGGGCGUUUCGAUCAAGGUGUCGUUCAACUCAAAGGAAGACGAAGGACAACGCAUCUCGCAGCUAUCGGGUGGGCAGAAGUCACUCGUCGCUCUCGCGACCGUGUUCGCAAUUCAGAAGUGCGACCCGGCUCCAUUCUACCUCUUUGACGAAAUCGACGCCAAUCUGGACACCCAGUACCGCACGGCGGUGGCCAACAUGAUUCACACGCUGAGCGACUCGGCGCAGUUUAUCACCACCACCUUCCGCAGCGAAAUGCUCGUGAACGCGGACAAAUUCUACGGCGUCUACUUUGACAAGCAGAAGGUGUCGACAAUUCAGACCAUCACGCAGGAGGAGGCACAGAAGUUUAUCGACACGGCAGCAGGCAUGACGUAGGCAUGUUUGCUGGGUAAGUACCUCUCGGCUGUCUCCUAGACUGGCGUGUAACAGUACAUGUUGUAGUAGAUGAACAAUGCUUGGCUCGAUAUCUAUGACUAUCUAAAUGCACCGCG